Molecule: messenger RNA, 5270 nt
Organism: Chlamydomonas reinhardtii
Lineage: Eukaryota; Viridiplantae; Chlorophyta; Chlorophyceae; Chlamydomonadales; Chlamydomonadaceae
Exons: 16
Coding region: 263-4438 (1391 amino acids)
Biological process (GO): protein localization to kinetochore; mitotic spindle assembly checkpoint signaling; peptidyl-serine phosphorylation
Cellular component (GO): nucleus; spindle; kinetochore
Molecular function (GO): protein serine/threonine/tyrosine kinase activity; ATP binding; protein serine/threonine kinase activity
Source: RefSeq, a predicted model, not a curated record
CGUUGCUUGUAACUCACAAUUUCUGCGUCUCGGCUAGAAAGCGCAAGGUAGCCCGGACUUCGCUUGAAUCGACUCCACUUGACAGCUCGUGCCAAGAGCGCGUUCUCUUGCAAUACUCCAGCUGGAUGAGCUUUGCUUAUAUGUAUGUCAUCAAAUAGCAGCCAGGGCCCCGGAUGGGCGCAGCUUGCGCGGCCCCGCAACUUUGACGCGGUCUCAACACAGCGCUAGUGCAACGACGGGCGGAGGCCCUGUAGCCAUGUCAAUGGAGGAUGAUAGGACUACAGGCAGUCUCUCGUGGAUUGUGCAGCUGCAGCGCUACCUGGCGCUAAACUCAGCUGGCGAUGCGGGGCACCUUGCCGAGCGACGCAGCUUGCUGGAAAAGCUGCAGGCCUCUCCGUGUACUGCGGAAUCUUGGGCAGGUUUCCUGAUGAACGAGGAAGCCAUUCUGGCGUCUGGACCAAGCGGCCGCAGCAGCAAGGCAAACCCCGUGCUCGCGCAGCUUUACCAGCGGGCCAUCGAGCUGGUCCCCCGCAGCCGCGGCCACGCCUCCGAGGAAUACAUGUACCUCUGGGUUGGGCACGCGCGACACCUGUGGUACCGGAGUGAGGAUGAGGGUCGUGACCUGCUGAAGGCGCUGAAGAACCAGCACCUGCGCGACACGUGCGGUCUGCUGUACUAUGAGUGGGCGCUACUGGAGCAGCAGGCGGGCAACACAAGCAAAGCAGUGGCCAUCCUCCAAAAGGGGAUAAAGGAGCAGGCGGAACCGCGCAGCAUGCUGGUGGGGCUGCUGGCUCAGCUCCAGCCUAGCCUGAGCGGCGCGGAUGGGGCGGGUGCGGAGGCUGCUGCGCCGGUGCCGGAGCGGCGGGUGCACUUCCAGGACGUGGACAUGGCGAGCGCAGAGAACCCUGCUGCCGGGCUUGCUCGCCGCGCCGCGCCGUCCACGCCCGGCGCCAGCCUCAAGCUCGGGGAGGCGGGCAGCUGCGCCACCUCCACCUCCUACACACACCUCUCCGGCACCAGCUCCACUAGCAAGAGCAGCACCACGAUGCUGCCCGGCGACCUCAGCCUGGGCAUCUCCAGCCACCACCACGUGCACAACCUCACGGGCCUGGUCGCUAGCAAGAGCCAGGCCUCGUGCCUCAGCAACAGCUCGGAGGACGACACCAUCAACUGCCGUUCCUCCGCCGCGGAAGAUAACCGCACCCAGGGCUCCCUUGGCGCGGCAGGCGCGGGGCUCGGCACGUUGGCGGGUGGGGGUGGCAACAGCACAGCGACGGUGACGAUGCCAGCGGGCAUCGCAAGCAGCUUCAACCUGGCCGCUGGUGCUGCUGCCGUCGCGGCGCUGGGCAGCGGCGUGGCCGCCGGCACGACGUCUGGUGGCGGCUCGGGUGGCGGCGGGGGCAACAACACAGCCAACAUGAGCAUGGGCCUGCGCCGGUUCGGGCUGAAGAGUAAGGCCGUGCGGAUCACCAGCGGCGACAAACCUUCAGGGAGCGCCAACGCUGCGGACGCGGGAGCGGUGCCUGCCAGCGGCGCCGCACAGCCGGCGCUGGACGUGCCGCUGGCGCCUAGCGGUGGCGCGUUCGACGACGGUGAUGACGCAGCCACGCGCAAGCGGCGCGCGGCGGCGGAGGCGGCGCAGUCGCCUGCUCGCAUGGUGGCCUCGGUGGUGCUGCAGGACGAGGGCAUGAAGCGGCGGCAUUCGCCGGAUCUGGCGGCGGCGGCCGCCGCCGGGGGCAUCAGCGGUCUGGACCGGCAAGCGCCACGGGGCGCAAUGGAACCCGCACAGCAGCCAACGCAGCUGCCAGCACGCCUUGCGACCGGAGACCUGGGUAGCCUCCGGCCGGGCAGCGUGGCGGCGCCGCGGCAGCCGCUGGUACCGGCCACACCGGGAGGCUCUGUCACUGCGGCCAUGCCCGUCGCUGCCGGGCUCUCAGCAGUGCCGGCGCCGGUACCUGUGGCCGUUGACCGGGUGCUGGCCACCCCUGGGCCGGGACCUACGCCGCUGGGCUCGCGACCUGCCACGUCGCGGCCGCAGGAUGUGGAGAACAUGGCUCCUGGGCCGACGCCCGCGCCGGCGCCUGGGCUUGGCGCGAUGAUGCCCAUGGAUGAGAACUGUGUGCCCGGCGGCCCGGGGCCGCUGGGAACGGCUGCAAAGCCGGCAAAGCAGCCCCUGGUGCCGGCGGUCUCCAGCACGCCGCUGCAGCCGCAGCAGGACGGUCGCGAGCCGCUCCGGCCUAUGGGCUACGCGGCGGCACGGCCAUCACCUGCGCCGCAGCCAUUGGCGCCCGUGCCAGCUGCGGUGCCGCCGCACCAUCAGCCAUCUGCUUCAUCGCAGCCUCAGCCCCAGGCGCCGCUGCAUCCGCAGGGUCAGCUUGCGCCGCAUCCACAGCCGCAGAUUGUGCCCCAGCCGCAGCAGGCGCCUGCGCCGGCGGCCCGGCCGCAGCAGCAGCCGGGGCCGCUGGUGGCGUUCAACUGGCAGGAGCGGCUGGAGCAGCCGCAGGCGCGGCCCAUUGAGAGCGAGAUGUAUGUGUACGUGCACGGCAUCCGCUACCAGAAGCUGGACCUGGCGGGCAAGGGCGGUAGCAGCAAGGUGUACAAGGUGCUGGGCCUCAACCGCGCCAUCUAUGCGCUCAAGCGCGUGCGCUUCCAGAAUAAGGACCAGGAGGCGGUCAAGGGCUUCAUCGAUGAGAUUGGGCUGCUGCGGACACUGCGCGGCAAGCCCAACAUCAUCCAGCUCAUCGACGCGCAGGUGUUCCGCGAGGACGGUCUGGUGUACAUGGUGCUGGAGUACGGCGACAUUGACCUGGCGCGGCUGCUGCACAGCCACGAGGAGGCGCGGCGGAGGGCGGCCGGGGGCGGCGAGGCCGCGGAGGCGGCGGCAGCCGGCAGCGGAAACCAGUGCCAGGAGAUUGACGGCAACUUCAUCCGGCUGUACUGGCAGCAGAUGCUUCAGGCCGUCAAGUGCAUCCACGACGCACGCAUCGUGCACGCCGACCUCAAGCCCGCCAACUUCAUGCUGGUGCAGGGGCAGCUCAAGCUGAUCGACUUUGGCAUCGCCAAGGCCAUCCAGGGCGACACCACCUCCAUCAACCGGGAGUCGCAGGUGGGCACUCUCAACUACAUGUCGCCCGAGGCCAUCCAGGGCGGCAGCCAGAACCCCCUGGGCGGCCCGCCGCUCAAGGUGGGCCGGCCCUCGGACGUGUGGAGCCUGGGCUGCAUCCUGUACCAGAUGAUCUAUGGCCGCACGCCAUUCGCGGACCUGUCCUUCAUCCCCAAAAUGAACGCAAUCUGCAACCCCGCAUACCAGGUGCCCACGCCCGAGUGCGGCGAGCCGGAUGCCGUGGACAGCAUCCGCAGGUGCCUGGACCGCAACCCCAAGACGCGCAUCUCGCUUCCGGAGCUACUGGACCACGCCUUCCUACACCCCAACCGCCGCAAGCCGCAGCCACCGCCGGCGGCGCCUGCGCCCGCGCCGCCGCUGCCCAGUGGCGGCGGCGGCAUGGCAGGUCUGACGGAGGAGCAGAUCAAAGCCAUUCUGCAGUUGGGUGUGGCGGGAGGGAGCAGCGCAGCGGACCUGGACUCCAUGGCUCGCCGCGUCAUGCAGCAGCUCGGCGGAGGCGGCGGGCUGCUGAUGUCAACGUCAGCAGCGCCACCAGCUGCAGCAGGCGCGGCGGCUGCGCCACCACCGCCCCGAGGUCCGCCUCCUCCACCCCCGCCGGCGCCGCCUCCGCCUCCGCUCUUCGGCGCGGCGCCGCGCACGGGUGCACCGCCGCCACCACCGCCUGCGCCGCCGCCGCCGCCGCCGCCGCUAUUUGGUGGUGCGGUGGCUGCAUCUCGGCCGGCUAGCGUACCGCCGCCACCGCCGCCGCCACUUGGCGCCGCCGCGUCUGGUACUGCGCGCGCGGCAGCUGCACCUGCAGCCGCGGCAGCGCCGGGCCUCGGAGACAUUGCUGCUAUGGCGGCAGCUGCCGCCGCGAAGCGGUCUGCCAAGCCGCCCCUGGUGGACCCGCUAGAAGCUCGCAACGCAGCCGCCGCCGCAGCGGCCGCGGCGGCAGCAGCGGGUCCAACACGCGCGCCGGCUGGUGCCGCCGGCGGUGGCGGCCUGCCGCUGAUGGGCGCAGAACUGCACGCCGCCAUCCUGCAGCAGCGGGCGCAGCUGCGGCCAGUGCAGGAGCCGCAGCAGCAGCAGGAGCCGGUUGCGACCACAGGACAGCACGCGGCGGCGGCACAGCAGGUGGCAGGGUCAGCGGCAGCGGGGCCCGCCGCCGCCAGGCAGGGGCAAGCGCCAGCACCCAGUAGCGAAGACAACGGGCUUGAGGCGGUGUUGCGGCGCGGUCUGGAGCGCUUCCACUUUGGCGACGCCGGCGGCGACCACACACACGGGGACACCGACUUUAUUGAGGCCGCCAUGACAGCUGCCCGGCGGGACACAUGAACAGUGGGUUGGGGCGGGGGUUGAUUUCAUUGAUCCAUAAGCAUGGAUUUAGUUUAGGCAUCAGCUGGGCUGCAGGUCAGGUGGCGUGAGCAGCGGUGCUGCGCUUGGAUGCUGGCGUAGACGGCUGUUAUUUGGUAAAGGAUCAACCGAAAAUGACGCCCAGCUGCCCAAGCCCAAAGGAGGUGGGGCAGUGGUGUUCAUGGUGUAGCGGAUGCCGCCCGGCUGUGAGACCACCACGACGAAGUAGGCACGGGAGGGCCGGGGCUGGCUAACGGACGGUUCCACAGGCUCGACUGUGUCGGUGCCAUUAUGACUGGCUUGGUGCGAUACGCCAGGUAUCGCAGUGUAAGCUAGGGCCUGUGCCCAGGCAGCAGGGCGCGUGGGGAGAGGAGCAUAUGUGUCGUACAUGCACGGAAGCGGUUGUCUUAGUCUUACUUGAUUGAUGGAUAGUGCUGUCACGGUACUGUUUGAACGGAUGGACACGUACGGCUAGCUUGGGCCGGGGCCUGCUGUGGAUGGAGUCCCGUACUGAGGGUUGCGUUCAGAGGUAGCCACGCACUAGGGGGGCACCCGCCCCUGCCUGCCACGCGCGCUCUGGUGGCCUGGCCGAACCCAGCAGCAGCCACAAGAAAGGGGACGCGGUCGGGGGUCAGGGUUUGGAAGCUGGAGGAUUGUGGGCGGAGGGGUCUGGCCGGCAUGACCCGGCCGCGGGGUGCAGGUAGCAAGUAUGGCUGCUGGUGUUGGAGCGCAAGGUAGGGUACACGGAGAGCGUAGGUACGUGGUGUUCCGUGAGGCGUGAGCCAUACUUGCCCUACUGUAUUGAAAUUCGAAG